This is a messenger RNA of Habropoda laboriosa, 649 nucleotides long. RefSeq names its product probable RNA-binding protein EIF1AD. The transcript has 2 exons. Gene Ontology annotation, cellular component: nucleus. Lineage: Eukaryota; Metazoa; Arthropoda; Insecta; Hymenoptera; Apidae. Gene Ontology annotation, molecular function: translation initiation factor activity; RNA binding. Gene Ontology annotation, biological process: translational initiation. The coding region runs from base 179 to 649 and encodes 156 amino acids. The record is from RefSeq and is a predicted model, not a curated record.
AUAUCGAUCGAAGUAAAUGAAACCAAAGACUGAUUAAGCAUAAGAAUAAUGUAUAUAUUUUUUAAAGCUGGUGAAUAGCGUUAGGAUAUUAUUUUUUAAGGCAAUAGAGCGACAAAGGAAAUAAAAGUGGUUUAGUUUACUCUAAGAUUUACUAUUUUACCUAUGUUUGUAUUUACAGAUGAAAAUGAGCAAAGCAACUAAACGUAAGCACGUGACAAAAGAAAUCGCCGAUUUCAGUAUUCCUACGGAGUCACAGUCGAUUGUACGAAUAGUAGAAUCGCGAGGUAACAAUCUUCACGAAGUUGAAGAUCCAAAUGGAGAUCAGUAUCUCGUGUCUAUGCCAACGAAAUUUCGAAGAAACAUUUGGGUGAAACGGGGAGAUUUCGUUUUGGUAGAACCGAUAACAGAAGGAGACAAAGUGAAAGCAGAAAUCGUUAAGAUAUUAACACGAGAGCAUAAGAGGUGGUAUCGCGAGCAGAACUGUUGGCCUCAGGUAUUCGACGAAACUCCGAACUCGAAUGGAAGAAAAACCGGUGAGAACGAUAGCGAAGAAGAGGAACUUUUUGUAAAUACAAACAGAUUAGCGCAUAAUUGUAAUAGGAUAGAUAACACGAGUGGUACAAGUUCCGAUGAAUCUGACUCUAGUUAG